This is a messenger RNA of Mytilus trossulus (common blue mussel), 5567 nucleotides long. RefSeq lists its product as uncharacterized. Lineage: Eukaryota; Metazoa; Mollusca; Bivalvia; Mytilida; Mytilidae. Gene Ontology annotation, cellular component: clathrin-coated vesicle; actin cortical patch. The coding region runs from base 129 to 5567 and encodes 1812 amino acids. The transcript has 26 exons. Gene Ontology annotation, molecular function: phosphatidylinositol-3,4-bisphosphate binding; sequence-specific DNA binding; clathrin-cargo adaptor activity. Gene Ontology annotation, biological process: regulation of DNA-templated transcription; clathrin coat assembly; actin filament organization. The record is from RefSeq and is a predicted model, not a curated record.
GUCACUCAGGUUCAUUCAGUCAACACAAAAAUAAUACUUGUAUACAGUCAAGAACUAAUGAACAUGAGGGAGAGAAAGUUCCCCCGGUCACUGCAAGGGAUUUGAAGAAGAUUUACCAGUCCGGACUUAUGGACCCUCUUACUCCAAAUGGACUAUUCAACAAAGUCCAGUUUGAAGUUAGACUCCAUUUUGAUCGGCACUAUGAAGUUACAUCAGAUAUGUCUGAAAUGACAAAGUCUUCAUUUGAAAUCAUCAACGACUCCAAGGAAAAUUUACAGUGUGUACGAAGAACUGAAAAUGAAACGAAAUCGAAAGAAAAUCAGAUAGUUAUCUAUGAACUUCCUGAUUCGCCAUAUUGUCCUGUUCAAUCAUUUAAAAAGUAUAUAGAGACACUUGAUCCAUCCAAUGAGGUUCUAUGGCAGGUCCCAAGGAAUUCGGUAAAGACAGACGACCUUGUCUGGUACGAUGGGACAGCUGACAUUGAUUCUCUGUUGAAUUUUAUGACAGACCUUAGUCAUAAAUGUAAAUUAUCAAAAGUCUAUUCUAACCGCUCUAUUACAGAAACUAAUGUGGCGAGUGUUAUUGAUACUAUAACUAAGUGUUACUCUACUCCAACCACUCCAGAAUCUAAAAAUAGUACAGUUUCAAAUAUUAGAAUUACAGAUGUGCAGCAUGUAUCGGAAGGAACAUAUAAUGGGUCAGAAAUUAUAUGUCCUGAGAUUACCCCUAUAAAACUAGAGGCUCUAGAAGCGUGGAACAGCACAGUUUUAAGUCCUCAAAUUAUACCUGUAACACCAGAGCUGGCAGGAACAUGGAACAGCUCAGUUGCAUAUCCUGAAAUCACACAAGUAAGACCAGAGCUGGCAAGAACUUGGAACAAAAUAGGUUUAAAUUCUGAAAUUACAUUUGAAAGGCCUGAUCUGGCAGGGACUUUAAAUAGUCCAACUGCUAGAGGUCCUGAAAUUAUCCCUGUCAGACUAGAAGCUGCUAAAACAUGGAACAACUCAGUUACACCUUCUGAAUUUACAAAUGUAAGACCAGAUGUGGCUAGAACAGUGAACAAUAUCAUGAAUACAUUUACAAGUCCUGAAACUUCACUUCAAAGUUCAGAUUCGACACAGACUUUAAAUAGUCCAACUGCUAGAAGUCCUGCAAUUAUCCCUAUUAAACUAGAAGCUGCUGGAACUUGGAACAAAUCAGUUAUACCUUCUGAAAUUACACAUGUAAGACCAGAGCUGACAGGAACACUGAACAGUAAAAUUACACAUCCUGAAAUUGCACAUGUAAGACCAGAGUUGGCAGGAACAUGGAACAACACAAUUACACAUGAGCAAUCAAUGCUAGCAGGGGCAAUCAGCAGCUCAAUUACAAGUCCUUACAUGAUGCAUGCUAGACCAGGGGUAUUGAACAGAACAAUUACAAGUCCUGAAAUUAUAAAUGUAAGAACAGAGUUGAUGAAAGACAGGAGUAACACAUUUCCAACUCCUGAAAAUAUGUAUGUACCAUCAAUGCCAGCUGGAGAUGUUCAAAUUGUAGAUAGAUCUAAUAGAAUUGUGGAUGCCACUCAUCAGAGUGGGACGAAAAUAAAUAAAGAUGUAUGCAGUUUGUCUACAGAGUCGAAGGGUGCCACUCAUCAGAGUGGGACAAAAGUAAAUAAAGAUGUAUGCAGUUUGUCUACUGAGUCGAAAGAUAAUGUUCCACUGUAUAGAAAAGUUAUGGAAUUUGUAUCAUCAGAUACUGUAGCAGAAGGUGCUGAUUAUACAAUUCUUUGUCACAAGGAAAGAACUGAAGAGAAGAAAAAUCCACCACUCGAAUCAUCACAAACAUAUUUCACCAAAAAACAAAUAGAAAUACUUGAAUCACACUUGAUUAAUGGAAGAAAUCCCGACUCUAAGAUCCUAGAUAUAUCUGAAGAAGCUGGAAUAAGCAUACAAGCUGCAGCACUUUGGUUCCAAAAUGCCAGUGAUAAUGCAGCAACUCAACAACAAGGAGUGAAGAUAUUAGAUCAACAGAGCUGUGUACAAGAAAGUGAUGAAACCCUUCACAGCAGAAAUGUAGACAAGAAGGGAACAGAAUCAAGAGUAGGAACAGUGAACCAGUCAGACAAGAAGGGAACAGAAGCAAGAGUAGGAACAGUGAACCAGUCAGACAAGAAGGGAACAGAAUCAAGAGUAGGAACAGUGAACCAGUCUUUGGAUUAUGCAGAUGAUAAAGUACCAUUACAUAUGGAGGUUGAUGAACUUAUAUUAUCUGAUAGUUUUGAGGAGGAAGAAGAAGAUUUAGAGACAGGUCUUGUUUCACCAGAAACAGAUUACACAGAAAAAACUAAAAGUGGAGGGACACGAAAUAAACAUAGUCGUCGUGGUCAACGUACUUUGUUUAGGGAGAAACAAUUGCAAGCGCUCAAAUAUCAUUUCUUACAGGAUCAAAAUCCUCACACAUACACAAUAAUAGAGAUAGCAAAUUCUAUUGGAAUCAAGGAACAAGUGGCAAGAGUAUGGUUCCAAAAUGCAAGAGCUAAAAGACGGAGGGAAUUAAAGAUGAAAGAGAAACGACGAAAUUUUAUUAGAAACAGAAAUUUUGACAUAAAUCCAAAGUUUAAAGGUCAACAGAAUAAAUUACCAGGCUUGGAUUGUAGUACUUCUACUAUGUACAUGUAUGAAGGAUACAAGGCAGAUAAAAGCAACCAGUCUGGGUACCAGACCAAGUUGUCUGACAAUCCUCUUGACAUGAUGUCAGUGGUUAACAUCAAGACAGAACCAAGAGACAUUGGUGAAUCUGGAAAAGACUCAUUGAUAGAAAUUGUAGAUGAUAGCUUACCAUGUCUAAGAAGUAGUGGACAGGACAUGCUAUUUAACAGCUUACAAAAUGAGGACAAAGGCUAUGAGAACAUGGAGUGUCGUGUUGUUCCAGAACAUAUGAAAGUUGAAGAAUUUAUAGCAUCUGAUCAAUUUGAUAAGAAAGCUCUUCCAUUUCUAAACAAAGAAUCUACUGCUAAACCUGCUGAGGUCAGGGUUACAGAAGAAUUGAUUAUUACUGAUAUCAGAGAGAAAGAGAUUGGAGAUACCGUGGACAAAGAGAUGGAGUCGGUAACAUUGGCCAUUCAUACAGCUGAUACAAGGAUAGGUGAAAUUAUAGGCAAGACUAAUGGAAUAGACUUGAAAUAUAAGGAGAAUAUUCUUGACUCAUGUGCUGACCUAAUAUCAGCAUUAAACAUAUUAAUGGAGAAAACAAUAGAGUUGGAAAGAGAAAUAGUGACACAGGGCAGGGCGAAAUCUUCCCAAAAUGAAUUUUAUAAGAACAGUCAUAGAUGGACAGAGCGUUUGUUAUCAAUAACUAGAUCUGUGGGCUUAGGGGUCACAGCAUUGAUUGAAGCUGCAGACAAACUAGUAAGUGGAGAGGAGAAUUCUGGGAAGAUAAUUGCCUAUUCUAAAGAAAUAGCACUUUGCACAGCUCAGCUGGUGGUAGCAUUAGAGGUUAAGUUGGAAAGACGAAGUAAAAAACGGGAAACGUUAUCAGAGGCAUCAAAUAGGGUUACUCAGAAUGUUGGAAUAAUUGUUGGUUUAGCACAGGAAGGUUUAAAGGAUUUUGGAGAACAAGAUAUUAUAUUACCAGGACCUAGUGGCAUAAAUACAAGUAUAAUAGAUAUGACAACGAAACCACAAAUAGGAAAAACACAUUUCCGAACUUAUUUCAAUCCAGAACAAUUAAAAUUACUGCAGUCAAUUUUCCUUCUAAUACCUUUUCCUAACACAGAUACAGUGAUAGAGAUAGCAAAACAAAUUGGGUUAAAGAAACAAAUCGUACAAAGUUGGUUCAGAAAUGCCAGAGCUCGAAGUAGGAGAGAAAAUUGGACAGAUGACCAACAAGUUGAUCAACAAAAUGCUGCUGUGAAUGAAGAAGAUUUUAUUGAUGAAGAUUAUGAUGACAAGAAAGAACAUAUACUGAAUGAGUCAAGUUGUGAUAUAUCCUCUAAUAGUCUUGUUACUGUUAAAACUGAACCCGAUCUUAAUGAUGAACUAGAAACACAGACCCCAGAAGUCAUUUCUAUGUUGCCAGAUGACAAAGAAAAUUCUCCAAGUAGUUUGACAAAGUUCAUACAGACUUCACAGUCAGAAACUGGCACAGAUGACACAAUGUCAAGUUCAGAUGCAGUCGUAGAGAUGAAACCUGAAGUGAUGGAUGAUGUUAAUCUUAAAAUAACAAGCUGUCAAUCCCCAGAUAACCUUCAGAAGGAUGAAAGUCAACAAACUACAUUGUUUUAUGAUAACCAUAGAUAUCAAAAUAUUCCAAAGAAAAAGAAGAAUUACAAAAGAAAAGACCGCCCACCAUAUACAUAUGCAUCAUUAGUUCGACAAGCUAUUAUAGAAUCCCCAAAGAGGCAAUUGUCAACAAGUGACAUAUAUUCGUGGACCCUGAGGACAUUCAAACAUUAUGAAACAGAGGCUCAUAUUUUAACAAUGAAGAAUAACAUCAGACAUGCGUUGACUGCUCACGAUUGUUUUGUCCGACUUCCAAGUGAUAAUCAAGGAGUAUGGGCUGUAGAUGAAGAAUUGUUUGACCAAAUGAAAAAACCUCAUAGAAAACUGGAUGCGGAUGACACUUUUUCAUUUACCAGAACAGCACCAAGAAAAACUUCUGAAAUAAACAUUUCUACAGAAAAGACAUCACUUGAACCUGCUGUGACCAUAACUGGUGUAGAAUGUAAGCAAAUGGAACCUUUUGUAUCAAACAUUGCUGACGAACCAACCGUGCUAGAACCCUCUGUAUUAAACACUUCUGACGAACCAACCCUGCUGGACCCAUCUGUAUUAAACACUUCUAUUAAACAGACUUCAUUUGAACCUGAUGUGACCAUCAUUACUCGUGUAGAACUAAAUCAGAAUGGACCUUUUGUAUUAAACACUGCUGACGAACCAACCGAACUGGACCCCUCUGCAUUAAACAAACCUGUUAAACAGUUUUCACUAUUGAAACAAGCUGUAUUAAAUGCUUCUACUGAGCUGACUUCAUUGAAACAGUUGAACGCUGCUACAGACCAAAACACAGAUAUCACUGCCACUUCACAAAACGAAAAGAACCUGGAACAAAAAAGGUUGGUUGACUUAAUGUCAUGGAAUGUACCAAGUAUGGGAAAGACAAAACAACUAAAGUAUGUAAAGAAUAAGUUUGGCAGGGCAAGUCUGGUCCUAGGAGGUUACCGUUACAGUGCAAAGACAAAAAAACACAACAGAAUUUACUGGCGAUGUGCAGAACCAUCUUGUAAAGCAACAGUUAACACACAUGAGGGUCAUUUGGUCAAGGUCGGCACACCACACAACCAUCCAGCCAACCAGACAGGGCGGUUCAAAAUCAAUGAAUCACCAGGACAGUCUCAAGACAAUCACCUGAGUGAAAACGAAUCUGUAUCAGAAGAAAUAGAACCCCUAGAGGGCCAGGAUGUUCCACUUCACUUGGAAUGUGAGGAUGUGUUUUCAGUAGACAGUGAGGAUGAACAAGAAUUGGAAAACUGUGAGUCAUCAGCUUCACAUGACAAUACAUCAGGGGAUUUCUUGGUUUCUCACUAA